This is a messenger RNA of Ruditapes philippinarum (Manila clam), 1046 nucleotides long. Its product is annotated as SPRY domain-containing protein 7-like. NCBI's taxonomy places the organism in Eukaryota, Metazoa, Mollusca, Bivalvia, Venerida, Veneridae. The record is from RefSeq and is a predicted model, not a curated record. Gene Ontology annotation, molecular function: protein binding. The coding region runs from base 117 to 701 and encodes 194 amino acids. The transcript has 5 exons.
CUGGAAACUCCAGACGCUCAAUGAAAUGCAACUGAAAAGUUAAUGAGCGUCUAUGGACCGGGGAAUUGAAUGGAUAUUUAUAAUUUUUUAGUGAAAAUUUUGCCGAUUUAAACACGAUGGCUGAUGUAUUUUGCUGCAUAAGAAGAUGCUUUGGAGACACGAAUCCAGGUCACAUUCGUUUACAAGAAAUUCCUUCAGUCCAGUUGGACACAACAAACAUGGGCUCUGAAGUAGUGAUUGUCAAGAAUGGACGUAGAAUAUGUGGUACAGGGGCUGCCUUCUCUAAUGCACCUAUAAACCAAGAUAAAGCCUACUUUGAAGUAAAAGUACAGUCUUCAGGUGUAUGGGGAGUGGGUUUAGCAACUAGAAAGUGUAGUGUAAAUAAAGUACCCCUUGGUGACACUGAGGAAUCCUGGGUAUUGAGACAUGAUGGAAGAUUAUUUCACAAGAAUGAAGAAAAAGAAAAAUUACCAAACCUACCACAAGAGGGAGAUGUUUUAGGGUUGACAUAUGAUCAUGUAGAAUUGAACUUCCGGCUCAAUGAUAAGCCUGUAAAUAUACCUAUGUUAGGUAUUAAAGGAACUGUAUACCCUGUGUUCUAUGUUGAUGAAGGAGCCACACUUGAUGUACAGUUUACAAAUUUCUACCAUGAUCCACCAGAUGGUUAUGAUAGUAUUAUGAUCGAGCAGUCUCUGUUGUAGCAUAUAGUCUAUGAAUUUUAGUACUUGUAUACCAAUAAAUUAUCAUAUAUGUAAAUUAUCGUAUAUGUAAAUCAAUGCUUUAUGUAAAUUUUAUAUAUAUGGAAAAUAUGUUUUUCUGGAAUUUAUGAUAUAUGUAUAUGUUAUGUAUACAUGAAAUUUUUAAUAUAUAUGAAUUAUCAUAUACAUGGAGGUAUAUUAUCAUAUAAGAAUUAUCAUAAAGGUAAUUUAUCAGAUGCAUGUAUAAAUUAACAUAUAGGUAAAUCAGUAUACAUGUAUAUGUUAAUUUUCUAAAAUGUGAAUUAUCAUCAUGCCAGUUGUCAUAUAUGUUAAUGAUCACAAAAAUGA